Molecule: messenger RNA, 463 nt
Organism: Owenia fusiformis
Lineage: Eukaryota; Metazoa; Annelida; Polychaeta; Sabellida; Oweniidae
Source: the annotation of a GenBank genome assembly
CGUUUUACUACACGUGUGGUACGGGGAUGUUCUCGAUCCUAUCGCCAUACUACAUUUACGGGAACGUUCUCCAAUGCUGGUGUGUGUGCACUGGGUCCUCUUACGUCAAACUCCGCUAUGGGAGAAAAGACAACUUCAAACGGAGGCGGCUCCAGUCUUUAUCGUACCUGCCAGGUGUUAUAUGGACAUCCAUUCCCUGGUGCAGUAGACUCUACGAAUGUCUAUCCAGUAAUGAAUGUGAAUUACAAUACUUCGCUACACAUGCCCAUUGUGCCAAGUGGUUCAUCAUCACGUGUUCUUUAUUUUUGAGCCAUUUUCCAGAGAGGCUUUGGCCGGGCAGGUUUGACAUAAUAGGGCACAGUCACCAGUUGUUCCACAUUGCUAACUGUAUAACAGUGCUACACCAAAUAUCGGUAGCUGAAUAUGAACUGAAGCAUAGAUCUCAGGAAGAAAUAAUCUUAAU